AUGGCGGGAGAACCCGAAGACGAGAGGCCGAGCGCAUCUGUUGUGUCUCCCGCCUCAGCACCAGCAACCGUCCCUGCGAAGCUUUCCAAGGGCGGAGUGGUCCUGGGUAAAGAUGGCAAGCCCUGUCGGACAUGCAACACGAUGGCCGACUGGGCGGCGCAGAGCAAGACGCUUCAGAAGAGUGCGGCACCGCGGCCGGCGCCCGCGCGCGACUGCCCGCCAGACGUCGAGCAGUUGGGCCGGAGCACGUGGACGCUGCUGCACUCGAUCGCCGCCACGUACCCGGAGCGGCCGUCGCGGGCCGAGCAGGCGGACCUGGUCGGCUUCAUGGGCCUCUUCUCCAAGCUGUACCCAUGCUGGGUCUGCGCCGACGAUUUCCAGGCCUACAUGCGCCGCGAGCCCGUGCAGGCCCGGUCCCGAGGCGACUUUGGGCAGUGGCUGUGCGAUGCCCAUAAUGACGUCAAUAAGAAGCUGGGCAAACCCGUGUUCGACUGCCGGCUGUGGGAACAGCGGUGGCGGACGGGGUGGAAAGAUGGGAGAUGUGAUUAA
Messenger RNA from Gaeumannomyces tritici R3-111a-1, 549 nucleotides. Its product is annotated as FAD-linked sulfhydryl oxidase ALR. The coding region runs from base 1 to 549 and encodes 182 amino acids. NCBI's taxonomy places the organism in Eukaryota, Fungi, Ascomycota, Sordariomycetes, Magnaporthales, Magnaporthaceae. Gene Ontology annotation, molecular function: flavin-dependent sulfhydryl oxidase activity; flavin adenine dinucleotide binding. The transcript is spliced from 2 exons. Gene Ontology annotation, cellular component: mitochondrion. The record is from RefSeq and is a predicted model, not a curated record.